Messenger RNA from Enhydra lutris kenyoni (northern sea otter), 4241 nucleotides. RefSeq names its product phosphatidylinositol-4-phosphate 5-kinase type 1 gamma. NCBI's taxonomy places the organism in Eukaryota, Metazoa, Chordata, Mammalia, Carnivora, Mustelidae. The coding region runs from base 18 to 2090 and encodes 690 amino acids. The record is from RefSeq and is a predicted model, not a curated record. Gene Ontology annotation, molecular function: phosphatidylinositol kinase activity. Gene Ontology annotation, biological process: phosphatidylinositol metabolic process. The transcript is spliced from 17 exons.
GGUCCGCGCGCGCGGCCAUGGAGCUAGAGGUGCCGGACGAGGCGGAGAGCGCCGAGGCGGGGGCCGUGACCUCGGAGGCGGCUUGGGCCGCGGAGAGCGGGGCGGCGGCAGGCUUGGCCCAGAAGAAGAUGGCCCCAACGGAGGCCCCACUGAUGACUGGACAGCCGGGUCCUGGCCAUGGGAAGAAGCUGGGUCAUCGGGGUGUGGACGCCUCUGGUGAAACCACCUACAAGAAGACCACCUCGUCCACCCUGAAGGGAGCCAUCCAGCUGGGCAUCGGCUACACCGUGGGCAACCUGAGCUCCAAGCCGGAGCGCGACGUGCUCAUGCAGGACUUCUAUGUCGUGGAGAGCAUCUUCUUCCCCAGUGAAGGCAGCAACCUCACCCCCGCCCACCACUUCCAGGACUUCAGGUUCAAGACCUACGCCCCCGUUGCCUUCCGCUAUUUCCGGGAGCUCUUCGGGAUCCGACCUGACGAUUACUUGUACUCGCUGUGCAACGAGCCACUGAUCGAGCUGUCCAACCCUGGUGCCAGCGGCUCCUUGUUCUACGUCACCAGCGACGACGAGUUCAUCAUCAAGACAGUGAUGCACAAGGAGGCCGAGUUCCUGCAGAAGCUGCUACCCGGCUACUACAUGAACCUCAACCAGAACCCGAGGACGCUGCUGCCCAAGUUCUAUGGGCUGUACUGCGUGCAGUCGGGCGGCAAGAACAUCCGCGUGGUGGUCAUGAACAACAUCCUGCCGCGGGUCGUCAAGAUGCACCUCAAGUUCGACCUCAAGGGCUCCACGUACAAGCGGCGGGCCAGCAAGAAGGAGAAGGAGAAAACCAUCCCCACCUACAAGGACCUGGACUUCAUCCAGGACAUGCCCGAGGGGCUGCUGCUCGACGCCGACACCUUCUCCGCGCUCGUCAAGACGCUGCAGCGGGACUGCCUGGUGCUGGAGAGCUUCAAGAUCAUGGACUAUAGUCUACUCCUGGGCGUGCACAACAUCGACCAGCAGGAGCGCGAGCGGCAGGCCGAGGGUGCCCAGAGCAGCGCGGACGAGAAGCGGCCGCUGGGCCAGAAGGCGCUCUACUCCACGGCCAUGGAGUCCAUCCAGGGCGGGGCCGCGCGGGGUGAGGCCAUCGAGUCAGACGACACGAUGGGCGGCAUCCCCGCCGUGAACGGCCGUGGCGAGCGUCUGCUGCUGCAUAUCGGCAUCAUUGACAUUCUGCAGUCCUACAGGUUCAUCAAGAAGCUGGAGCACACCUGGAAGGCCCUCGUGCAUGACGGGGACACCGUCUCUGUCCACCGGCCCAGCUUCUAUGCCGAGCGCUUCUUCAAGUUCAUGAGCAACACGGUCUUCCGGAAGAAUUCCUCCCUGAAGUCCUCACCAUCCAAGAAGGGCCGUGGUGCCUUGCUGGCCGUCAAGCCCCUGGGGCCCACCGCUGCCUUCUCGGCCAGCCAGAUCCCCAGCGAGCGCGAGGACGCACAGUACGACCUCCGUGGGGCCCGCAGCUACCCCACGCUAGAGGACGAAGGCCGGCCCGACCUCCUGCCCUGCACACCGCCAUCUUUCGAGGAGGCCACCACCGCCUCCAUCGCUACAACCCUGUCCUCCACGUCGCUCUCCAUCCCGGAGCGGUCUCCCUCGGAGACAUCGGAGCAGCCGCGGUACCGGCGGCGCACGCAGUCUUCGGGACAGGAUGGCCGGCCCCAGGAGGAGACCCACGUGGAGGAGGAUCUGCAGCAGAUCACGGUGCAGGUGGAGCCCGCGUGCAGCGUUGAGAUCGUGGUCCCCAAGGAGGAGGACACGGGGGUGGAGGCUUCUCCAGCCGCUGCUGCUGCCGAAGCAGAAACCACCAGCCAGGCCUCGGAGCCCGCCAGCCAGGCCUCGGACGAGGAGGACGCACCCGCCACAGACAUCUACUUUUUCACCGAUGGGAGGUACUGGAUUUACUCUCCCCGGCAUCGCCGACUGCGGGCCGUGACGCUGAGCUCCUCAGGGACUGUAAGUGACCACAGCAGGCGUCCAGGGAGCCCAGCCCCCAUUCCACCACCCGGGGCAGCAGGGAGCUGCAGGUUCUGGCUGUCCCUCAUCCUCUGAGAAGGGACUUGGGGAAAGAAUCAUCACGACGAGGCUGGUCAUGUGUCCCCCAGUGAUGUCACUUAGGUACCCCUGAGGUGGGCAUUGCUAGGCCUGCAGGCUUACAGCCGGGGCUAAGGGGACUUGGCCGUGAUGGUGGGGUCUGCAUCUGACCGCAGCCCCAGCCUGAGUCAGGGACAAGUUGGUGGACACUUGUCCUGUGUUCAGACCUGGCUGCCAAUGGCUCCCCAAGGGGCUUCUGCCCUUGGGUCAGCAAAGCCAAGCUCUUAACUGCAGGAGAGAGGAGGUAUAUUUCCAUACCCACUUCACAGUGGGGAAACCACGGUCUCAGCUCCCCAGGAAGCCCACAAGAGGGCACGGUUUAGAGAAAACCUGGGUCCGAAUUCCCAAGCAUCCCCUGUGUCUCGCAGACACCCAUCUGCCCGUUUUGUUUGGGACGCUGUGUGGAGAUCAUGUAGCAAUGGUGUUAUCAGAACCCGUUAUUGUCCUCAUGAGCAAUAAAUGAGGGGCCCAGAGAGGCCAGGUAACCUGCCCAGAGCCACACAGCGCUCAAGCAGGCAGAACCGGUUGAACAGAACAGGCCUGGAGCAGGAGUUUCUCUUCUCAAGAUGAGGGCCCUCGGAGGCUCACACGCCCAGCCCCAGAUGCCUCUGAGUGUCACUGGGCGUCCAGCUCUGCCAAGCAAACCCAAGAAGUGGAAGCCACUUCCCCAGAUGUUCCCACCGUGCUGUGUCCCACUGAGACAGGGAUGCCACUCCCCUAAGAUGAUCCAAGAGCUGGGGAUACAUAGCAGGUCCUGAGGGCCCCUCAUGGGGGGAGCGGCUUAUAAAGGCGGCCCAGAGAGGGGUUGUGCCCCCCCCAGGUGUGGGGAGGUGGGAGAAGGAAGGGCGGACUCUGUCGAGGGCACAGCAGAAGCCGGUGGGGGGCCCACAGGAGCAGGGGGGCAGCAAGGGUGCAGGCUGGCUGCAAGGGGCCUGAGGGCUGCAGCGCUGGGGACAUGCGUCUGUGGCUCCAGUUCUGUGGGUCCGCGCAGGAUUCUGGGUCCUGCUGCCCGCGAUCCCUCCGUCUGUCGGGCCGGCUCUUUGCAGAGUUCAGGUGGAGACUCUCUUGUCCUACUUCUGGCCCCAGAGAGGCAGCUACCAGGCUCUACACACGUGCUGUGGCAGCCCCGUGCAGGACACUGGGUGUGGGCAGCCCCAGGCAGGCCCCAUCCCUGGACUUCCAGGCAGGCUCCGGUUUUUGUGUGCUGUGACCCCUGUGCUGUGAGCAGGGCCCCUGUGCCCUGGUACCAGUCGGUCCGUGGAUGAACGGCCUUCGGGAUGUGUGUGGCCCUGGGCCAGGUGCUGAGGCAAGAGUGAGCUGCCCACGACGCCCAGUGGGUCAGGUGCCUUGUGCGGGUGCCCGCAGUCUGGCCCGGGAGGGCGGGUUCUGCAGUGAGAGCUGUAAGAGGGGCAGGGAGGAGCGGGCACAGAGGUGAGGAGAGCCGGUGGGGGCCCCAAGGGGCGGCCAGGGCAGGGGUCCUGCGUUCACCAGGAGAGCACGGAGGCGGCCUACUGGUGCUUGUCCUUCAUGAGGCUCGGAUGAAGCCACCCGUGGAGAGGCGAGGCUGGAAAGGCGAGGCUGGGCGUCACCAUCCCACGGAGGAGGGGCAGAUCUGGGGGCUCAUUGGGUGUGGCCUCCCUGGCUCUAGCCAGGGUGAGUGCCUGCUCAGGCCACGUACUCCAAACAGAGGCCGGGCAAGGGGGGUAGGUGCACAGGCGGUGAAGACUGGGGGUGAUGGGGGUCCCUGGGAAAGAGGAAGAAUGAGAAGGGGGCUGUGGGGGUUCUUGCCGUGAGAACCCCAGGAAGGACAGGUGCUGGAGGAACGUGCGCUCCCCGCCCCCCAGGCUGACCCAGAAUGGGGCCCAUUUCCCUGAUGCGGCUGGAGGAAAAGCAGCCCACCCUCUGGCUGGGCCUCUGUUACUUACUUGCUGUGUGGCCGGGGCCUCAGUGUCCCCCGGCCGAUCUGUGCGUUUGGGCACGAGGAGAUGGGCCCCACCCUGCGCCCCCGACUGCGCUCAUCACCCAGGCCCCCCAGGGGAGGGUCCUGCGUGCCCUGCUCCAGUCCGUGGCCCCGGUGCCUACCGGGGCCGCGCAGCAGGCAGGAUCUGA